AUGGGGCCCACGAUUAUAGAGACUUCAAAAGUUCUUGUUCUUGAUCUUGGGAAACACGCCAUAGAACCCGUUUUAACAGUAGACGACGAACUGGUUGAAAUAUGCGCACCUUUCGCAUUUAAGCUCGUCCAUAGCGCUGAAAGGGUUAGGGAUCCUGUGACGAACGAAGUCACUAUGUGUACUGAGGCCGAGGAUUAUGUAUGGUUCUAUGAAUGCUUAAAAGAACAACCUGGUCAAAAGAGAGGGAAGAAGGCCUCUGUAAUUAGAUCUCGAGAUACCGAGAACAUUCGUUAUUAUGCCGAUAUGGCUCAUCGCCCUAUUCGUGUACGAUUCAACGAAAUUAGGAUUAAAGAAACUCUGGGGGUGCUGUACAGUACCGACAAUGAGGUAUCGGCGAAAUUGAAACUUUUUGAAGUUUGCUCAAAAAUUCGGAUAAAUAAAAAAACUUACACAGGCUAUGACAGUUGGAUAUCCGGUUUUGCGAAGCAGGGGCUCAGAGACGACAUAUUUAGGCUUGCUCACGAGAUUAGGGGCUUAAAUGUGGACUUCAAGCUUCCAUCUUCGACUGAUGUGAUAGUGGAUCCUACGAAAGGAUGGCUAUAUGAUUCCAAGAGAAAGGAUCAUAUGCUGUGUUGCCCGACGAGUGGUAGACCCGUGCUAAAUGAGGAAGACGAAUUCAUUUGGGCAUAUGAUCUCAAUAAGAGAAAGCCAAAGCCAACCAGAACGGCUUCUGCACCUGUGAAUGGGUCUAUGAGUGCACCAAAAGUGCUGCAGAAGAACCCGGAGAGUAGAGAUUCCGACACUAGCAAAACCGAAGGAAAGCGUGGGGAGAUCAAACCUCACAGCCAAGGUAGUUCUAAGGACAAACUUCCUAGGCAGAGUAGUUCCGGGGAAAGGGUUUCCAGAAAGAGAGAUUCCAAGGUAAGACCUCUCAGACAGCCUGGUUUCAGGGACAAACUUCCUAGCCAAAGUGACUCCAAAAAUAUACCUCCCAAGCGGAGUGAUUCUAGCGACAAAAUUUCCCGUAAGAGUGAUUCCAAGGUCGCACCUUCCAAGCAGAGCGACUUUAGGGACAAACUUACCAAGCAUAGUGAUGUUAAGAACUCUUCAGAAAAGAAAUCUUCGGAUGGGAGAACAACUGGCGGACCUACUACUAAGAGACCCGUUGCAGACAGGUCGCAAACUUUUGCAUGA
Messenger RNA from Botrytis fragariae, 1194 nucleotides. RefSeq lists its product as uncharacterized. The record is from RefSeq and is a predicted model, not a curated record. Bases 1 to 1194 code for a protein of 397 amino acids. NCBI's taxonomy places the organism in Eukaryota, Fungi, Ascomycota, Leotiomycetes, Helotiales, Sclerotiniaceae. The transcript has a single exon.